AUAGGAUAUGAUGUUACAACAGCUGCGCCAAUAUAAUUAAAAAAUAUAUAAUACUAGUUAUUAUAUAUAAAGUUUUUCAUCGAGACUCAUUUAUACCUUUAUUUACGACAAAUAUCUACAGUGUUCUCCUGACAACAUUGGUACAGCCCUCUGAUCCAUGACGUUACAGUUCUAGCUCUGUAGACCCGCCCACACGUUUUGCUGUACAUUGCUGAACUGAGCACCAUUCAAUUAAUUAAACUACAUUUACUCUGUCAGACGGAAACUCGAUUAAACCGUAAACUAAGUGUAUUAUUGAGACAGGAAAAAACGCCUUGUUUGGAUGUGAAUCAAAACACAAGAUUCGAAUCAUUGCAGCUGGCGAAUCAAUUUUGGGUGCGGUUAGUACAUGGUCAUACCUGAUGAUCCUGUGACUGACUGACUGAUUGAAUACUACGAAUAGCUGUUCUACACAAUGAAAGCUCUGAUUCUUGUUGGUGGUUAUGGCACAAGGUUACGACCUCUUACCCUCACCGUACCCAAACCACUGGUUGAGUUCUGCAAUAAACCCGUCCUGCUGCAUCAAGUGGAGGCUUUAGUCAAGGCUGGAGUUCGUCAUGUGAUUUUGGCAGUAAGCUACAUGUCUGAGUUGCUGGAGCGAGAGAUGAGAGCUCAGGAGCUAAGACUUGGAAUUAAAAUCUCCCUUUCACAUGAGAAGGAACCACUCGGCACUGCUGGUCCUCUAGCUUUGGCCCGUGAGCUGCUGACCGACAGCGAGGAACCUUUCUUUGUCCUCAACAGUGAUGUCAUCUGUGAUUUCCCCUUUGAAGACAUGCUAAAGUUCCACCAACAGCAUGGCAAAGAGGGCACCAUUGUUGUGACUAAAGUGGAAGAGCCAUCUAAAUAUGGUGUGGUAGUUUAUGAAGGGGACACUGGAAGGAUACAUCGCUUUGUAGAGAAACCGCAAGUUUUUGUGUCCAACAAAAUCAAUGCGGGGAUGUACAUCUUCAGUCCUGCCGUGCUCAGAAGAAUACAGUUGCGACCCACCUCCAUAGAGAAGGAGAUCUUUCCUGUGAUGGCAGAGGAGGGAGACCUGUACGCCAUGGAGCUGCAAGGGUUCUGGAUGGACAUUGGUCAGCCGAAAGACUUCCUGACUGGCAUGUGCAUGUAUCUGCAGUCUGUACGGCAACAGGCACCUGAGAGACUCCGCACCGGACCAGGUUUCCUUGGAAAUGUCAUUGUGGACCCUACCGCAGUGAUUGGGGAGAACUGUACCAUUGGGCCGAAUGUGACAAUCGGUGCCGGGGUCAUUCUUGAGGAUGGGGUGAGAAUAAAGCGCUGUACUGUCCUAAAGGGGGCGCAUAUCCACUCUCAUUCUUGGCUGGAAUCGUGUAUUGUGGGUUGGAGCUCAUCAGUGGGCCAGUGGGUGCGGAUGGAGAACGUGUCAGUUCUGGGUGAAGAUGUGAUAGUCAAUGAUGAACUCUACAUUAAUGGUGCCAAUGUUCUGCCUCACAAGUCCAUCACAGACUCUGUUCCAGAACCUCGAAUCAUCAUGUGAUAUGGCCUCACAAACCCUUCACCAAUUGCCCCAGUGUGUGUUUGAGUUGAACGCUCAGUGACAAAGAAAAUCAGCUGCUUAUAGCCUGAUGGGAAUUAAAUGGGUGGAGUAUUUGAAGUUACUGAUUUUGGUGUUUAAGCUGAUGUUGCAAGCACUGUAGGUGUUCUUCGGGUGAAGAUCACCCUAUUUUGACCUAUAAAGUGCCAUUCCUCCCCUCUACAUUGUGGGAAAUGUGUUCUAUUACUGAUAAUGACAUAAGAUUGCACAAGACAAAUGUUUUUCCCAUAGUAUAUGUCUUUUUGUUUGUUUUGUUCAGGUUUAACUGGCUUCAUGUCCAUUUUGUUUAUGUGGAGGCACCACUAGACUGUGCACUUAUGUUUUUUUCUGCUCUCUUUCUGUAUGCCCCCCUUUUAGAAACAGUGAAGUGUAAUGCUUUUAGAAUGAAAACGUAAACACAGUUCACCCAAAUAUAAAAGUUCUGUCAUUAUUUAUCACUUAUAUUCUGUCUGUUCCUUAUGCAGUCGCUAUUGAACGGACUCAGAGGUUGUAUGGACUAUUUGAUCAUACUUUUAUGGUGCAUUUUUGAGCGUGACAGCCCCAAACCUCGUUUACUUCCAUUAUAUGGAAAAGAGCGGCCAAGAUAUUCUCUAAAAAUUAAAUUGAGUUCAUAUUGGUUUGGAAUGACUGAAGGUGCGUACACACUGCCAGCGACUUUGUCGCUGCAGGUCGCCAGUGGCUGGCGGUGAAGUCGCUAGUGGGUGUUCCCACUACUGGUUGCCUAGUAACGUUUAUAAAUGACAUUCACGGAUGUCAUUCCAUUGCUGUUGACAGCGAAUCUCUUUUCUUGCCACUAAAAACAAACAUUUUGGAGGGAAAAGACUAAAUAUAAAUGGAAUCAGUACAUAAAAUGCUUUAUAUCAAAGAUGAAUGAGAAACCAGGCGUGCUGUUUGCCAGAGCGGCUGUUUAUCUGCGGCGAAAAUGCAAAUGCCGGUCUGUCUGGGUCCAUAAAAUCCCCGCGAUCUCAGAUACACCUUUCCACGCAGUAUUUUUCUUAAAUGUCCUUGUACGUGGGAAGAGACAUAUCAUAGAGCACUGGAAAAUUUCUAACAGCAAGAAUUAGCCUUUCAUCCAUCUUUCCGUUACUGCAGGAGCUGAGAGAGAGAGAGAGAAGGAUCACGUGAGCUCUCCCGUCGUCUCUCCUAUUGGCUGUCGCGCCAAAGUUGAACUUUUCUCAACUUUGUUGCGUCGCUGGACACGCCCACAUCUAGCGCCAACGGUCGCGAUUUCGCUGGCAGUGUGUACGCACCUUAAGGAUGCGUAAAUGAUGACAGAAUUUUCAUUGUAGAAUAUGUGUAUGUCUUAUGUAUCGUACCCAUGAUGCAACAGUAGAUUAAACCAUGUACACACUACACCUCAAAGAGUAACUCAAACUUGUAGUAUGUACUAUAUUUUGAAAAUAAUUUGUAUUCAUCUAAAAUGGUCAUACAUGAAUAUGGGGGCUACAGGCACUGACUCACUGACAUCGGAGGCUACAGGCGCUGGCUCACUGACAUCGGAGGCUACAGGCGCUGGCUCACUGACAUCGGAGGCUACAGGCAUUGGCUGGUUGGCCGUGGUAGGCGGAGGCUGGAGAGCAGAGGUCUUUCUUCUCCUCCUCCUCCGGGCGGAUGAAGUUGGCAGCGCUGGUUCGUUGACUAAGGCAGGCAUGAAGGGACGAACCACGGGCGAAUGGAGAGUUACCACUGUGGGGGGAGCUACGGGGUCCUCCUCGACGACGUCCACAGUGAACGACGAACCGCAGGCUAACAGGGUCUCCUCCACGAAUUCGCGGAGCGUCCAGCCGCACGUCACCGGUGGCAACCGCUCCUUGAGUGCACCGUUCAGGUUGGCCCGGAAAAAACCCACCAGGAGGGAGUCUGGGAAGUCCGUGACCCUCGCCAGCUUGAGGAAAUCACGGAUGUGGUGCUCCACCAGACGGCUUCCCUGCAUCAAGCUGAGCAGACUGCAGUUGGCUUGUGAAACCGCUAGAUCCAUGGUUGG
This is a messenger RNA of Xyrauchen texanus (razorback sucker), 3578 nucleotides long. RefSeq names its product mannose-1-phosphate guanyltransferase beta. Gene Ontology annotation, biological process: GDP-mannose biosynthetic process; cell wall mannoprotein biosynthetic process. The coding region runs from base 455 to 1537 and encodes 360 amino acids. Gene Ontology annotation, cellular component: cytoplasm. Lineage: Eukaryota; Metazoa; Chordata; Actinopteri; Cypriniformes; Catostomidae. The record is from RefSeq and is a predicted model, not a curated record. Gene Ontology annotation, molecular function: mannose-1-phosphate guanylyltransferase (GTP) activity; GTP binding. The transcript has 10 exons.